Molecule: messenger RNA, 2262 nt
Organism: Alternaria infectoria
Lineage: Eukaryota; Fungi; Ascomycota; Dothideomycetes; Pleosporales; Pleosporaceae
Exons: 5
Coding region: 1-2262 (753 amino acids)
Biological process (GO): negative regulation of transcription by RNA polymerase II; positive regulation of transcription by RNA polymerase II
Molecular function (GO): RNA polymerase II cis-regulatory region sequence-specific DNA binding; DNA-binding transcription factor activity, RNA polymerase II-specific
Source: RefSeq, a predicted model, not a curated record
AUGGACUUUGCCAGACCAGAGGGCCAAAUGGAGGUACAGUCGGCCCAUGACACGAGCUCCAAGAGGGGCAUGCUCCAGGAUGCCAUCUUCCCAGCGUUCGGCAACGAUGCGGGCGCCCCCAGCGUGGAAUCGCCAGAGCAGCUGCAGAAGAACGAUCCGCUGGGCACGCAAAUCUGGAAGCUGUACUCGCGGGCAAAGACGCAGCUCCCCAAUGCUGAGCGCAUGGAGAACCUGACCUGGCGGAUGAUGGCCAUGAACAUGCGCCGCGCCGAGAUGGAUCGCAAUAAAGGGCCCGCUCCCGAUGCGCACCACGCUGAAAUGAUGCCGCCGCCGCCCUCAACAGCAGGCGCAAGACCGCCGCCAAGAUCCGCUCCCAGCGGCAUCGCCCAGCAGCUGCGCAAGUCGCAGGACCAGCAAGCGCAGGUACAGCAGAACUCGCCUCACGACGCCAUGAACCUGGACGAUUUUAUAUUUCCGUCGUCCGUCGGCAGUCCUGCAGGCCUGUCGCCCGAAUUGUCGAAUGAGGAUGCGGCUCCAUUUAAUGCAACAGCCCCAGCGAUACCGAUAAGAAAGCCGCAUCUAGCCAACGACCACAACCUCUCCCUCGCCCGCGCCUCCGCGCCCUCGGUGCCUCCUACUAUCCACAGAGAGGAUGAAUUUGGCUACGUUCCGCGACACGUCCGCAAGACCAGCAUCGACGAGCGACGACCUCCCAAGCGGCGCGCUGAAGCCUCUCCUCUGGUCCCUCCCGUCAACAGUAUCAUGAUACCCACCGACGCCCAGGCCGAGCACGACCUGCACCAGUACUCGCUCGACCACUCCAUGCAGCCCCCCACCUUCCCAGCCUCACAGGCCCAGGCCCCCUUCAGCAUAGACACCUUCUCCAUGCACGACGACCCCGUCAUACACUCCGCCGGCCCUUACCAGCAGAACUUCUCGGGCUUCUCCCCUGUCGGUUCGCCCCUCAUGAGCCACAACGCCUUCAACUCCAACAUGUUCAACCAGCAGUCCAUGGCCUCCUCCCUCAACUCCACCGACUACUACUCCCCACCCAGCUCCGCCUUCCCCUCCACCGUCUCCACCCCACAGCCCAUCCCCGAGGACAACCAGAUGUACUUUGACCGGAGUGGCAUGGACAUCCGCAACUCGCACGGCGGGGCCUCGUAUGGACCCCACCGCCCCUCCAACCUGUCGACCUCCAUGCAGCCGCAGUUCAUCUUCAAUCCUGGAGCCGGCGGUCCCGACUCUGUCUUCAGUCCAGUCACGAGCACUAGUGGCUCGCUACCAUUCUCCUCGGCGUCGUCGUUUGGUCAGUCGAGUCACGUAGAUCCGUCUCAAGUACUCCACAACCAUCUGCCGCUACGACAGCAGCACGAGAUGCAGAUGGGACGUCAGGAGAACAUGUUCACCUUCGGCGCAGAUUCUGACGCCGAGGACGACGAAGGAAGCGCGUUCGCAGACCGUACCAUGCCACAAGACUACUCGCAGAUGGAGGACGGGUCACUUGACUUCAAUGCUGGCUACCAGUGGGAGACAAAUCUCUCGAAUCAAUUCAACCCGAUGCAAGCGCGGUACCCGGCAGGACCCCCACGCAAAACGGUCACAAUUGGCGGCACCGAAAUGGUGCACUCACCGCAAGAUCACUGGAGUCCUGGGGGCAGUCUUGGGCGGACGCAUGGCUCGGCUGCCUCUCUGCACGGAGUUGUUCGGCCCUUGUCGCUCAAGACCGAUGUAAUCAAGAAGCGCAACCGCGGGAGCGGCAACGCACCUGUAGGCACGACAUCUACGCGAUCGUCAAAGAAGUCGUCGCGAAAGAACUCAAUCGCGCACACCCCGGUGACGACUCCCACGUCCCACAAGGCGGCCGAGUCUGAGUCUCCAAAAUCUACUGGCUCUGGUGGAGGCGCCUCCGGUACUAUGUCUUCAUCUACCACACCGACAUCCUCAAAACCGAGCGGUGUGGUUCCAAUCGCGCCUGGCCCGCCUAAGUCCAACAGCUCCGUAAACUUGGCACAGACUCGCACUGUCGCUCCUGCGCCGAAGCGUGUUCGCGGCUCGAGCAAAGUGGAAUCACAGGAGCUCGAAAUGGGCGAUGCGGACGAUACGAGUGGGAGAGCGCCAUUGCGCAGAAAAGACACUGCCAUCGCUAGUCCCAGUCCUUUCCCAGGUCAGAAUCUGGGCGCACUUCCGAUGGGUGCCAUGGGCCAAGGCCUGCAAUCAUCUGGUCCUGCUGAAUGGGAAUGGUUGACUAUGAGCUUGUGA